CCCACAUAUAUAUAUAUAUAUACUUUUGAAUUUUGUAUAAUUAGCUACGAUCGAGAUCGAUCGACCGACCGACCAUCGAUCCAUCUGAAUUCUGUAAUUAUAUACAUCUUUCUUGCAGUUGGGAAUCUUCAGACUUCAGGAGAGAUAUAUAUAUAUAUAUCUACCGCAGACAUACUGAUAAGAUAGGUUGAGUUUAUAUAUUAUUAUUAUUUUAUUGUUGGGGAGAAAUUAAAAAAAAAAAUGGGGAGAGGGAAGGUGGAGCUGAAAAGAAUUGAGAACAAGAUAAACAGGCAGGUGACCUUUGCAAAGAGGAGAAAUGGAUUGUUGAAAAAAGCAUAUGAAUUAUCCAUUUUGUGUGAUGCUGAGGUUGCUUUGAUCAUCUUCUCCAACAAAGGGAAGCUUUAUGAGUUCUGCAGCAGUUCCAGUAUGGCCAAGACACUGGAGAGAUAUCACAGAUGCAGCUAUGGUGACCAACUCCAAUCUGCCAAUGAUGAACAAAACAACUACGAAGAUUAUGUAAAUCUCAAGGCAAGAGUCGAAGUUCUACAGCAAUCUCAGAGGCAUCUUCUUGGGGAGGAUUUGGGACAGUUGGGCACUGCUGAGCUGGAUCAACUCGAUCGCGUAAUUGAUACAUCUUUGAAACAAAUACGAUCCAAAAAGACUCAACAAUUGUUUGAUCAGCUUUCUGAUCUUCAACAAAAGGAAAGAACUUUGGUGGAGCUUAACAGUGCUUUGAGGUGCAAGCUUGAAAGAAGCAAUGAAACACUGCAAUCGACAGUACAACAAAGAGAGCUGAGUGUACAAUACCAACAAGCACUGCCGCCACUGCCGCCGCCGCCGCCGCCGCAGAUGCAGCCGGAUAUCUUCAUGGAGACUACUACUCUUCAGCCCAACAACACACCUCAAACUCGAUACAGCUCUUUUGAGGCACCCAGCAAUGUUGCAACAGCAUCAACUGAAAAUGAAAAUGGGAUAAUCCAUGGGUGGAUGCACUAACCCUAUAAAUAAUUAAUGUCACGAUUAUAUAUAAAUACAUAUACUAUAUUGUAACAAGACAAGUCAAUU
Messenger RNA from Andrographis paniculata, 1065 nucleotides. Its product is annotated as MADS-box protein 04g005320-like. The transcript is spliced from 8 exons. Gene Ontology annotation, molecular function: protein dimerization activity; DNA-binding transcription factor activity, RNA polymerase II-specific; RNA polymerase II cis-regulatory region sequence-specific DNA binding. Lineage: Eukaryota; Viridiplantae; Streptophyta; Magnoliopsida; Lamiales; Acanthaceae. The record is from RefSeq and is a predicted model, not a curated record. Bases 241 to 996 code for a protein of 251 amino acids. Gene Ontology annotation, biological process: positive regulation of transcription by RNA polymerase II. Gene Ontology annotation, cellular component: nucleus.